AUGGAAGGCGGCGCGAAACCGAGUACCACGCCGCAAGCUCAGAAUCAGCCUGCAAAAAGAGACGCUUUCGCAGAGCUUCUCUCCCCGAAAAUUAAGCAGCCGAAACACAACAGCGGGAGUUCAUCAAAAGACAUACCAAGGAAGGCCCACGGAGGCUUCCACGCUCGAGAUGGCCUAGGCGCCUACAUUGCGAAACCAGAAUCAUAUCCGUCUACCACCGUCGUGUACUAUGAUGAUGACUUCGUCGUCAUCCAUGACAUGUUCCCCAAGUCUACGCUGCACCUCCUCCUUCUCCCGCGCGAUCCUGAGAAGACCCUUGUUCAUCCCGUCCAAGCGUUCGACGACGCAAAGUUUCUGGAAAAGGUGAAGAAGGAGGUAAAUAAGGUUCGUACCUUAGCAGCAAGCGAACUCCGGCGCAAGUAUGGAAAGUACUCGGUGCGGGAUAGAGAGCGAAUAGAGGCGCUUGAUGUCGAACCACCCGUGGAGACGUUGCCUGCAGGGAGAGACUGGGAGCAAGACAUCAUGUGCGGAAUUCAUGCGCAUCCAUCGAUGAAUCAUUUACACGUGCAUAUUAUCUCUGUCGACCGAUACAGCGACCGCCUGAAGCACAGGAAGCAUUAUAAUAGCUUCUCCACGCCAUUCUUUAUCGACAUUAACGACUUUCCCCUCGCGCUCGACGAUCCGCGGAGGGACCCUGACCGGCAAGGUUAUCUCAGGAGAAACUUCAUAUGUUGGCGCUGUCACCGGGAUUUCGGAAAUCAGUUCGCUGCACUGAAGAAGCAUCUCGAGGAGGAAUUUGACGAAUGGAAGCGACUGUGA
Messenger RNA from Aspergillus mulundensis, 819 nucleotides. RefSeq names its product DNA 5'-adenosine monophosphate hydrolase. NCBI's taxonomy places the organism in Eukaryota, Fungi, Ascomycota, Eurotiomycetes, Eurotiales, Aspergillaceae. Gene Ontology annotation, cellular component: nucleus. The record is from RefSeq and is a predicted model, not a curated record. The transcript is spliced from 2 exons. Gene Ontology annotation, molecular function: DNA 5'-adenosine monophosphate hydrolase activity; single-strand break-containing DNA binding; double-stranded RNA binding. Gene Ontology annotation, biological process: double-strand break repair; single strand break repair. Bases 1 to 819 code for a protein of 272 amino acids.